Messenger RNA from Penicillium nucicola, 342 nucleotides. Its product is annotated as c-type cytochrome. Gene Ontology annotation, biological process: mitochondrial electron transport, cytochrome c to oxygen; mitochondrial electron transport, ubiquinol to cytochrome c. Gene Ontology annotation, cellular component: mitochondrial intermembrane space. Bases 1 to 342 code for a protein of 113 amino acids. The transcript has 5 exons. Gene Ontology annotation, molecular function: electron transfer activity; heme binding. The record is from RefSeq and is a predicted model, not a curated record. NCBI's taxonomy places the organism in Eukaryota, Fungi, Ascomycota, Eurotiomycetes, Eurotiales, Aspergillaceae.
AUGCCUCCCAAGAACGACUCCUUCGCUCCCGGUGACGCCGCCAAGGGUGCUAAGCUCUUCCAGACCCGUUGCGCCCAGUGCCACACCGUCGAGGCUGGCGGUCCCCACAAGGUCGGCCCCAACCUGCACGGUCUCUUCGGUCGUAAGACCGGUUCUUCCGAGGGUUACGCCUACACCGACGCCAACAAGCAGGCCGGUGUUGAGUGGAACGAGGACACUCUCUUCAAGUACCUCGAGAACCCCAAGAAGUUCAUUCCCGGAACCAAGAUGGCCUUCGGUGGUCUCAAGAAGGGCAAGGAGCGCAACGACCUCAUCACUCACCUCAAGGAGGCCUGCGCAUAA